UCAAUCGAUUGAGCUCAAGCGAUCCACCUGCCUCAGCCUCCUAAAGUGCUGGGAUUCCAGGCAUGAGCCACUGCUGGCUUAAGAAUUCUUUACACUUUUUGGGUACUAGGCCUUAUCAGACACAUGAUCUGCAAAGACCCUGCCUUCUGCCACUGCCCUGCUUUGGCGCACAGCUCUGUGUGGAUGAGGCCUGGCCUCGGCCCCCUGUGGAGGGCACUGCCCUGCUUUGGCACACAGCUCUGUGUGGAUGAGGCCUGGCCUCAGCCCCCUGGGGAGGGCACUGACCUGUGGUUUGUCUCCCUGCAGUCUUACCUGCUGAUGGUGACUGUCAUCCUCCUCCCUUACGUCAGCAAGGUCACCGGCUGGUGCAGAGACAGGCUCCUGGGCCAUAGGGAGCCCUCGGCUCACCCAGUGGAAGUCUUCACAUUUGACCUCCACGAGCCACUCAGCAAGGAGCGGGUGGAAGCCUUCAGCGACGGCGUCUAUGCCAUCGUGGCCACCCUUCUCAUCCUGGACAUCUGGUGAGGACCCCGCGUCACCUGCCCCAGCUGUCAGGCGGCCAGUGUGUCUGAGUCCUGGAAACCCCAGAAAGGCACAGGGGUCUCGGCUCCACCCUCCCCUGGAUGCCUGGAGUUUUGUGUGAGGUCAGGGCAGCCCCCACUUCAGGGAGGACAACCCCCCCAGCGGUCCCUCCCUUCCCAGUGGCUCCCACCCCAAGUGCGGGCCGGCGAUGGGGUGCCAGGGCGAGGUUAGCACCAGCCGCCAACUGCUCUCCUCACUCUUUCCAGAGGGGCUCACAUCCAUGGGUAUCACCCUACCCCAGGCCUCACCCCUGCCCCAGCACCAGCCCCUCCUGGUCCCUAGUCCCUCCUAUUCCCUCCUGCUCCCUCCCA
Messenger RNA from Cercocebus atys (sooty mangabey), 893 nucleotides. RefSeq names its product transmembrane protein 175-like. The coding region runs from base 124 to 525 and encodes 133 amino acids. The record is from RefSeq and is a predicted model, not a curated record. Gene Ontology annotation, cellular component: lysosome; endosome. The transcript is spliced from 2 exons. Gene Ontology annotation, molecular function: potassium ion leak channel activity. Lineage: Eukaryota; Metazoa; Chordata; Mammalia; Primates; Cercopithecidae.